UCGAUAUGUCUAUCCGGAAGAUGGGCGAUGUAGCAAGAGUCAAAGGUCCUAUCACCGGAGUUGUAGCCGAGUUUUGUAUUUUAUCAUAAAAAUUCACCGUUGCGACUUCGUUGGUUAAAGUUUGCACGCUUUGCAUGGUGAUGUUUCGGGGUUUAUCCAGGUUCCUGCGGUCCAGCCCUGUUUCUGUCCGGAGAAGCAUGUCCCAGAGCAGUCUGGAUGGGAAAGUAGCUGUCGUUACAGCCUCCACGGAUGGAAUCGGCCUGGCGGCGGCUCAGGCUCUGGGAAGGAGAGGGGCCCAUGUGGUCGUGAGCAGCCGGCGGCAGGCCAACGUGGACAAGGCUGUGGCUUUGCUGCAGAGCCAGAGCAUCCGAGUAACUGGAACCACAUGUAAUGUCGGCAAAGGGGAGGACAGAGAGAAGCUGGUCCAGCUGACCGUGGAUCAGUGUGGGGGCAUUGACAUCCUGGUGUCCAACGCAGCGGUCAACCCUUUCUUUGGAAACAUCAUGGACUCCACCGAGGACGUGUGGGACAAGAUUCUGUCAGUAAAUGUAAAAUCUGCCUUCCUGCUGACUAAGCUGGUGGUGCCUCAUAUGGAGAAGAGAGGAGGAGGAAACGUCAUAUUCGUGUCUUCUGUGGCUGCAUACCAACCGAUGCAGGCCCUGGGCCCCUACAGCGUGAGUAAGACGGCCCUGCUGGGUCUGACCAAGGCGCUGGCUCCAGAGCUGGCUCAGAGUAACAUCAGGGUGAACUGUGUGGCCCCUGGGAUCAUCAAGACACGCUUUAGCUCUGCGUUGUGGCAAAACGAAGACAUCGUGGAUGAGUUCAAAAAGCAGCUCAGCAUUAAAAGAAUCGGAGAACCUGAGGAGAUUGGAGGGACGAUCGCCUUCCUGUGCUCCGAUGAGGCCUCCUACAUCACAGGAGAGACCAUCACAGUGACGGGAGGAAUGGGCUGCCGACUCUGAGCCCUCUGUUGGCAGCAGCAGAGCUUCAUGUUGUACUUUGAUCUUCCCACUAAAUCGUCGGCAGACAUGAUUGAGAGCAAAGCUAAUCUGGAUGAGGUUUUUUUCUGAUCAUUCAAAUCAAGAUAUUGAAGAUUUCAAAUAUGUUUUUCAGUUUCUAGGUUACAAAUAAGGCCGUGAAAGGUCUGAAACGCAUGUAAAAACUUAACAUUAAGCACAGAAGGCUGAAAUCUAUCGCCAUCUCCUGGACUGGUGGAAGCCAUGCUUCCAAUCAUUUUUUUUAUUUUAUGUUUUGCACACAAAUGACAUGUAACAUGGAGGAAUAAGAAAUAAAAAGAAAAA
Fundulus heteroclitus (mummichog) is the source of this 1301-nucleotide messenger RNA. RefSeq names its product dehydrogenase/reductase (SDR family) member 4 (gene dhrs4). Gene Ontology annotation, molecular function: carbonyl reductase (NADPH) activity. The coding region runs from base 135 to 962 and encodes 275 amino acids. Lineage: Eukaryota; Metazoa; Chordata; Actinopteri; Cyprinodontiformes; Fundulidae. The record is from RefSeq and is a predicted model, not a curated record. The transcript is spliced from 9 exons.